UAUAAUUAUUUUUUAAUAUUUUUAUUUUUUUCUACUUUUAAGAAAGUCAUGGACAUGUUUGAGAAAGAUAAAGAUUAAAAAGAAUUAGAAAAAGGAAAAUAAACAAAUAAAUAAAGAAGUAACUCGUAGAGGUUUUGAUCUGUGGACGUAGCAUUGCAAAACUGUUACAUAUUAAACGACUAUAUUCCUUUGGGUAGAGCCGUGGAGCCAAAUCUACACGCCCAAAGGCCAAUUCUUUGUUGAUGACAGAAGAUAAAGGCUUUAAUUUUCUGGUACUUAUGCUUCAUGCUUCAAUUUCUCAACAUCUCACAUCUAUCUUCUUCAGCUUUAAGUCGGAAUUUUUUCUGUUUCCGAUCAGUUCUCGGCCGACAUUCAUUUUUCAAAUCACGUUAUAUUCAUAGUCAUAUAACUUAUGCCACCGACAAUGAAGUUGUUGUUGAUUCUUUUGACCGCCUUCUUCUACACUGCAGUGGAACCCAACAUUGCAAACAAAUUCAUACCCACAUUCUUAUCACCGGUCUCUACAGGUCGGCAUUCUUGGCCGCUCGGCUUCUCUCCGUUUAUUCCCGUUUUGGGCUUGUUAUGGAUGCCCAGAAAGUUUUUGACAUCUACCCACUUGAGGGUAUCGGAAACCUGCUUCUGUGGAAUGCAAUUGUGAGAGCUAAUGUCUCUCAUGGGUUUUAUAAAGAAGCACUUGAACUGUAUGAUAAAAUGCGGAAACUUGGAGUUUGGGCUGAUGGUUUUACUUUUCCUUUGAUUGUUAGGGCCUGCGCACUUUUGGGUGAUCUUAAUUUAUGCAAGAUUGUUCAUUGUCAUGUUUUACGAAUGGGUUUUCAAAAUCAUCUUCAUGUGGUGAAUGAGCUUCUUGGAAUGUAUGGGAAGCUUGGGCAAAUGAAGGUUGCGUGUAAAUUGUUUGAUAGGAUGGCUGUGAGAAGCUAUGUUUCGUGGAAUACAAUGGUCUCGGCUUAUGCUUUUAACUAUGAUUGUGAAGGUGCCAGGAAGAUAUUUCAACGGAUGGGAUUGGAAAGGUUUGAGCCUAACUCUGUGACUUGGACAUCACUGUUGUCGAGUCAUGCUCGAUGUGGGAAGCAUGAAGAAGUCAUGGAGUUUUUUGGAAUGAUGAGGUCGAGAGGAGUUGGUACAACUGCUGAGGCACUUGCUGUGGUGUUAUCUGUGUGUGGCUAUUUGGUUGCACCUAACAAGGGUAAGAUGAUUCAUGGAUAUGUUAUGAAGGGAGGUUUUGAAGCCUACUUGUUUGCAAAAAAUGCACUAAUAUGCAUGUAUGGGAAAUGUCGGGAAGUAGAGGAUGCACACAAAUUGUUUUUGGAGAUGGAAACAAAAAAUUUAGUGGGUUGGAAUGCAUUGAUAUCAUCAUAUGCUGAAUCUGGACAAUGCGAUGAGGCUUUUGAAUUGUUCACUCAGCUGGAGAAAUCAGAUGGUUAUCCAGUGAUGACACCUAAUGUCAUAAGUUGGAGUGCUGUUAUUGGUGGUUUUGCCUCUAAUGGCGGAGAGGAAGAGUCUUUGAAACUCUUUCGGCGAAUGCAGCUUACAGGAGUGAUGGCCAAUAGUGUGACUAUCUCUAGUGUUUUAUCUGUGUGUGCUGAGUUAGCUGCACUGAAUCUUGGUAGGGAAAUCCAUGGUCAUGUUCUUAGAGCAAUGAUGGAUGGUAAUAUUUUGGUAGGAAAUGGUCUAAUUAAUAUGUACACAAAGUGUGGAAGUUUCAAGGAAGGGCAUCUAGUAUUUGAGGCCAUUGAUGGCAAGGAUUUAAUCUCAUGGAACUCUAUGAUUACAGGGUAUGGGAUGCAUGGACAUGUUCUUUCUGCAUGCAGUCACGCUGGGCUAAUCACCGAGGGUCGAAAUCUUUUUGAUAAGAUGAAUAGAGAUUAUGGAAUUGAACCUCAAAUGGAGCACUAUGCAUGCAUGGUUGAUCUUCUUGGUCGUGCUGGGUUACUGCAAGAAGCAAGCAACAUUGUUAAAAACAUGCCGAUGAAACCCAAUGCCUGCAUUUGGAGUGCUCUCUUGAACUCUUGUAGGAUGCAUAAAAAUACUUCUAUUGCUGAGGAAACUGCCGCACAAAUUUCACAUUUGAACUCAGAAAUGACUGGAAGCUACAUGCUGCUGUCAAAUAUUUAUGCUGCAAGUGGGAGAUGGGAGGAAUCUGCUAGGGUGAGGAUCUCAGCAAAGACCAAGGGUUUAAAGAAAAUUCCAGGUCAGAGUUGGAUUGAGGUGAAGAAGAAGGUUUAUAUGUUCUCAUCAGGGAGCCCUGUGCAAGCAGGUUUGGAGUUGGUCUAUAGAAUACUUCAGGAAUUGGCACUUCAAAUGGAGAGUGAGGACUAUAUACCCGAUGGUGAUAGCAGCCUUGAACAGAAUGUUAAUGAUGGAGAAAUGAGCAUGUUGGUUGAGGCACAAUGACGAGGCUAGGAACGCUAGUAUUCUCAUCAUUGUGUCUAACAGAGUUCUGAAGAAGGAGGUUUCACUGAUACCAAAUUCUUCUCAAAGAUGUCAAAUUGAUCUGUUGUUUGUGUUACUCUUACAAAGACCACACUGAUUUUUCCACCGAUCCAUUACUGUUAUUUGGCAGGGAAGAUCACUCUCUUCCCCACUUUGCAUAGUCAAUGAAUAUAAAUUAUCUUUUCUUUUUUGUGCUCA
Ziziphus jujuba (common jujube) is the source of this 2649-nucleotide messenger RNA. RefSeq names its product putative pentatricopeptide repeat-containing protein At1g17630. Bases 286 to 2412 code for a protein of 708 amino acids. Gene Ontology annotation, molecular function: RNA binding; protein binding. Gene Ontology annotation, biological process: RNA modification. The record is from RefSeq and is a predicted model, not a curated record. Lineage: Eukaryota; Viridiplantae; Streptophyta; Magnoliopsida; Rosales; Rhamnaceae. The transcript has 2 exons.